AUGGCAAGAAAAGCGACCAAGGAAAAGGAGUCUUCACAAGUUGUCCCCAGCGGCUACUUGGCACCCGAGGAUAUUGAGUGGGAAUUUGGUGGUCCAAUCGGUGCGUUCGGCAUGAUGACCGGCUUCCCCCUUUUAAUGAUCUACAUGUGGUUAAGUGCUGAAUUUUUUGGUGGAAAACCUGCGUGGCCUGCUGAGGGCCAGAGCUGGGAGAGCUUUGGAAAACAACUCUGGAAUUUGUUUGUGACACACGGAGUGCCUUCAUUCACCUCCUGGGCCCUAUUCACCGGCUUCUUUGUUGUGCAGGCCAUCUUUUACUUGACUUUGCCUGGAAUAUGGACUAAAGGUCAGCCUUUGACUCACUUGAAGAACAAGCAGUUGCCAUACUAUUGUAAUGCCGUGUCCGCCUUCUACACUACUAAUGUUGUGGUGUUGGCGUUGCACGCUGCUGGUUACAAGUUAUAUUAUAUCAUUGACAACUUCGGUGAGAUCAUGGUCACUGCCAUCUCCUAUGGUCUUUCGUUGUCUGUGUUAUUGUACAUUUACUGCCUCAAUGUGUCGAAGGACUACCACAGAAUGACUGGCAAUCACAUUUACGACUGCUUCAUGGGUGCUCCAUUGAACCCCAGAAUCGGCAAGUACUUAGACUUGAAGAUGUUCUUUGAAGUCAGAAUCCCAUGGUUUACCUUGUACUUCCUCUCUCUUGCUACCGCUUUGAAGCAGUACGAUAACUUUGGGUACGUCAGCCCACAAGUCAUCUUUGUUGUCUACGCUCACUGGCUUUACGCAAAUGCUUGUUCUAAGGGCGAGGAGUUGAUCGUUCCUACUUGGGACAUGGCUUACGAGAAGUUCGGCUUCAUGUUGCUCUUCUGGAACAUUGCUGGUGUGCCUUAUACUUACUGCCACUGUACUUUGUUCCUCGCAUACCGUCACCCAUCCGAGUACCAAUGGUCUACCACCUACAACACUGCUUUGUUCGUGAUAUUGACUAUUGCUUACUAUUUCUUCGACACUGGUAACAGACAAAAGAACAGUUUUAGAAGAUUCAUGGCUGGUAACACGACCAUCAGGAAGACGUUCCCUUACUUACCUUACUCUGAUCUCAAGAACCCAAGCUACAUCAAGUGUGAGAACGGCUCUCUCUUGUUGACAGAUGGUUGGUACAAGUACGCCCGUAAGGCUCACUACACCGCUGACUACACAAUGUCUCUUACGUGGGGCGCCAUCUGUGGUUUUGCCUCCCCAUUCCCAUGGUUCUAUGCUGCAUUCUUUUUCAUUGUGUUGAUUCACAGAGCUAUCAGAGACCAGAAGAAGUGUGCCAAGAAGUAUGGCAAGGACUGGGACAGAUACCUCGAAGCGUGCCCAUACAUGUUCAUCCCAUAUGUCAUUUAA
Molecule: messenger RNA, 1389 nt
Organism: Candidozyma auris
Lineage: Eukaryota; Fungi; Ascomycota; Pichiomycetes; Serinales; Metschnikowiaceae
Gene: ERG4
Product: delta(24(24(1)))-sterol reductase
Exons: 1
Coding region: 1-1389 (462 amino acids)
Biological process (GO): ergosterol biosynthetic process
Cellular component (GO): endoplasmic reticulum membrane
Molecular function (GO): Delta24(24-1) sterol reductase activity
Source: RefSeq, a predicted model, not a curated record